Molecule: messenger RNA, 6101 nt
Organism: Macrobrachium nipponense
Lineage: Eukaryota; Metazoa; Arthropoda; Malacostraca; Decapoda; Palaemonidae
Product: 3'-5' exoribonuclease 1-like
Exons: 9
Coding region: 227-1495 (422 amino acids)
Biological process (GO): exonucleolytic trimming to generate mature 3'-end of 5.8S rRNA from tricistronic rRNA transcript (SSU-rRNA, 5.8S rRNA, LSU-rRNA)
Cellular component (GO): cytoplasm
Molecular function (GO): nucleic acid binding; 3'-5'-RNA exonuclease activity
Source: RefSeq, a predicted model, not a curated record
GUUUGUGCCUUUGUGAAGUGAUCGCUUAAGAACCAGCAACACACACACGGUCUUUGUAUGUUGUUGAUAUCCAAAUUUUUGUGGAGGUAAAAGUAAUGUCACGUUGUGACUGGAAGAACCACGAAAACAAGCAGAAAUAAAAUUUCACCUUAGAUUAGAGGUUGAUGUGCAUGUCAUAGGCUACAGCACAGUGCGUUGAAAAGACUAGAAACUGAAGUUAAAAAGAAUGGCAAGCCAGUUAGAGGACAUACCAGCAUCAGUAAAUGGUCAUGUUGAUCUUGGUACUACUGAAGCUCUUAAAUCACUCAAUCUGGGUACUGAUGGACAUGGCCAUAGUGACAGUGCUGGUGAGAACCAUGAAGAAAACAAUCAAAUAGGAGACUUUUUGUGUGAAAAUCCUUAUGAGACCUUGGCAUUUUUGGAAGAAGAAAUAGAAACAGAAGAAAUUCCUGUAAAAGAAGAAGUGCAGAGGAAGCCUUCCCCAUCUAGUGAAAAGCAUAAAGAACUUAGUCAAAUGAAUGGACAGAUUAACCGGAUGAAAAUGGACCAGCUGAAAAAAAGGCUCAGACAGUUUAAUCUAGACACAUCUGGGUCCAAGAGUGUUUUGCAGCAGCGGUUAAAAUCACACUACAAAAGAAAAGUGUUUAAAGAAAAUGAGUGUCAUUAUAGUUAUUAUAUAAUCAUUGACUUUGAGGCAACUUGUGAUGCACAUCCACAUAACUUAAGACAUGAAAUAAUCGAGUUUCCUGCAGUGCUGGUAUCUACCAAAAAAAAGAAGAUUGUUUCCAAAUUCCAUUCAUAUGUACGUCCUGUGAUUAAUCCAAAACUUACUACAUUCUGCACAAAUCUAACUGGAAUUACUCAGGAGCAGGUAAAUUUUGCACCAGAGUUUCCAGAAGUUCUACAGAAAUUUGAGGUGUGGCUGAAAGAACACAAAUUGAAGGUAGACAUGAAAACUUUUGCUGUUGUUACAGAUGGACCAUGGGAUAUGGGACGUUUUUUAUAUCACCAAUGUAAGAUAUCAAAAGUGCCUUAUCCACAUUGGGCCAAAACUUGGAUAAAUAUAAAAAAGCCAUUUUGUAACUUCUACAAUACUGAAAGGGUGAAUCUGCAGGGUAUGCUAACAAAACUUGGGAUGACUUUUAUUGGACAACCUCACUGUGGGUUGGAUGAUGCACGGAACAUUGCUAGGGUGACGAUAAAAUUACAUGAGGAUGGUGCAAACAUGCGAGUAAAUGAGCAGAUAAAUUUCAAGAAGCCCAAAACUUUAGAGCAGAGGUUACAUACUGUAAAGUGCAUAAACAGGAAUGAUUUUAAUGCUAUGCUCAAGAGGAGAAAUGUUGAUCCACCAAGAGAUGGAGAAGACGAAUACCUGGGUGAUGAAUGUGAAGAUGAGGAAGACCCAUUUGAAGAUGAUGAAAAGUCAUCAGCUGUAGGUUCCUCCGUGUGUGAGACUGAAUAUGACAAAGAAUUUCCAUCCCUACUGGUAAAAUAACCAAAGGUGUUAUUCGGAUAUUGUUCCAAAUAAGUUACAAAUGUACAUCUCUUUUCCAAAAGUUAUUUUUGUAAAUUACAUCAUUUUGUGCUAUGAAACUAUGUGAAACUAUCAGUGCUUGUAAGGAAAGGUUUUAAUCAUCACUAUACAUGUUUUUCUGUAAGAAACUUAACAAGUAAUUACAUAGCUAAAAGUUUCUACCUACAGCAGUCUAAAGAUUCAAGGUUCACAGUAUCAUUAAUUAACUGUUUUAAGUGUAGGUAACCAGCCCCACCCACUUUCUGGGUACUGGGAGGAACAACUAGUCAGGGAGCUUCAAUUCGUUUGUUGCCGGCUCCCGACCAACAUGGGUGGUUUUCACCGCUGGCUACAUUAUUAUUAUUAUUUUUUUUUUUUUUGUGAAGUACUCAAAUUUUGGUGUAGAUUUUAAAUAAUUGUUUUUGUUUGAUAUCAGUUUUUGACAUGUCUGGCUUUGAGUGUUUUGCUCUCAGGGGUGCAUAAGACAAGAUUAUCUAAGUCUUGCUAUGAAUCUCACACUCGGUGCAUUAAGUGUAGGGGCCAGGAUUGCCAUAAGAGUAACACUUGUCCAGAAUGCCAGGACAGGGAUGAGAAGAAGUGAAAGGUAUCUAAUUCCCAUUUGGAAAAACUUGAUAAAGAUAAGAAGAGGAAAAUGGCUGUUAGAGCCAAAAGUAAGAAUAAUUUUGAGCCUAGUCAAGGAAUGUUUUGUAGAACCUAGUGCUUUUUCUUCUCCUCACCUUCCAUUUUUCCUAUCUGUAGUCCUCCACCUUUGCAAUUAACUCCUGUUCCAGGUUACCAUGCUUCCAAUCCCAAUGCCAUUCCCGACCUUGAAUCAAGAUAUGAUCCUAAGUUCAGUUUUAUGAAGUUUUCGAAGAAAACUAGUUAUCACCAAGGCUUAUGACCAGUUUCAUCCAUGGGAGACUAAAUGUUUUAGCAGAUGGACUGAAUCACCUCAAUCAGGUCCUGCCAACCAAAUGGACCCUGGUCCUCUAGUCUGCAAGGAUCUAUGAAGGCCGUGGGGCACAUCCUACAUACCGUAGAUCUAUUUGCGACUUUGAGGAAUCACCAUCUUCCUCUCUUCUGCUCCAGUGUCCCAGAUCCUCUCGCAUGGUUGACGGCACUAUGUUUCUGGAUUGGACAGGUGUGGAGGUAUAUGCCUUUCCUCCCUUCUUUAUGAUCAGGAUAGUGAUCAACUAGUUGUAUUAUCAAGAUGUUUCCAUGACUCUAGUGGCACUGUUUUGGCCAAGGAAAGAAUAGUUCUCAGAUCUAAACAAAAACCAUCGCUGCUCCAAGGAUUGUCCACUCUGGCCCUGACAAGCUUCGGACCAUCAAGCACCUCUUCUGGGCAAAGGAUUUUUUUUAAAUCAGCUGCAGAAGCUGUUGCUGGAUGCAGGGAACUUUCAUCUACCAAGCUAUAUCAGUUCAAAUGGACAGUUUUCAGAAGAUGGUGCAGCUGCCAUAACUUCUCAUCUCUUGAGACAUCUAUAAUUCAAAUAGCUGAUUUUCUACUCUAUGUCAGGAACUCCAGGAAACUUGCUACAUCCACCAUUAAGGGACGAUGGAUGCCAUCUUCAUAGUAAGGAGGCCACAGGGAAAUGGAGCAUUAUUGUGCAUUUAUAGACACAGAGAAAGCACACAAUAAAAUCCCAAGAAAAGUGAUGUUUUGGUGUUUGAGGAAGAGGAAAGUCCUAGAAAAGUUGGUUAGUCUGGUUGAGAUAUAUCAAAGAACAAGCACAAAAGUAUUAACAGCAGUUGAGAAAACAGAAAACUUUGAAGGUAGUGUUGAAUUACACCAGGGGUCAGUACUGCUGAAAAUGACGAGGACCUACAGAGAAGGGUUUGAGAGUAGCAGGAGUCUUUUGAGAAAGGUGGCUUAAAUGUGAAUGUGAGUAAAACAGAGAUUUUGGUAAGCAGUAGGGAAAAUAGACAGAAUAGUAAUACAGGCAGUCCCUGCUUAUCAGUGAGGGUUCCAUUCUGAUGGCUUGCUGAUAAGCAAAACUCACCGAUAACCGAAAAUCAGUGAUUUAUGGCGCCGAUAACCGGUUAAUAGCACCUCUGUUAGGUACGUAUCGGUGCCAUAUCUCUAUUGUCGGUACCAAUAACGGGAAACCAGUGAAUUAUUACGUUGAAAUUCAGUGAUUUUCGACACUAGACAAGUGCCAUAAAACUGGAUCACCAGUAACCGCGUCCACCGAUAACUGGGAACUGCCUGUACAAGAAAGAAGAGGCUUGAGUAUAAAACAGGCAGAAAAGUUUAAAUACUUAGGAUCUACUUUAAGCCAGUAGGGAGGAUGUGAGGCUGAAGUUAACAGUAGGAUAAAAGCUGCGUGGGAAAAGUAGAGAGAGGUAGCUAGAGUAGUAUGUGAUAAGAAAAUGCCAAUUAAGCCCAAAGUCAAGAUCUAUAGCAGUGAUAAGACCAGUGUUAAUGUAUGGAUCGGAAACAUGGGCUCUAAGAAGAAAAGAGGAAGUAAAGCUUGAGAGAACAGACAUGAGAAUGCUGAGGUGGAUUAUGGGAAUAUUGCUGUUUGAGAGAUUAGAAAAUGAUGAAAUAAAAAGGACAGGCUUAGUAAAAAUUACAGAGGUGAUAAGAGAUUCAUGAUUGAGAUUUUAUGGGCAUGUGUUUAGGAUGAAUGAUGAGGAGAGAGUGAAGAGGGCUUGGGAAGAACCUGUUAGAGGAAGAUCAAGAGGGAGACAGGGAACUAGAUGAUGAGGUAAAGUGAAGUAAGAUAUGAAGGGGAGAGGUUUAGUGGGGGAUGAUACCUUCGAUAAAAAUAGAAGACAGUGGAAAAGGCACAUCAGGCAACCGACCACGUAAUGUAUGGAUAACGGUGGGAAAGAAAAUCAAUGCUGAGCUCCGUCUUUAAGCACAGAGGUCUAGACUUGUCCUCCAUGUAAUCAGGACCCAAAUUAUCAUUUCUAGUCAUUUGACACUGUGAAGUAAAAGAUAUAACUGUCCCCUGGAAUUUUGAUGUCAUUUUGAAAUGGCUCACAGGUCCCUCCUAUGUACCGCAUCAGACUGCCUCUUUGAAAAACCUUACCAAGAAAGCCCUUUUCUUAGUAGCUUGGGCCACGUUCAAACAUGUUAGUGAGCUACAAGUGAUCAAUAAGAGAGUCGGUUGUUCACAAGGAAAUGCAAUCUGUUCCCUCUCUCUUGGGUUCCUGGCCAAAAACAAGGGCCCCUCUAAACCUUGCCCCUGUUCCUUCACAGUUAAGAAUUUAACAGGCUUCCUGGAACCAGAAGAAGUGGAAAGACUCCUUUGCUUGGUAAGCGCUAUUAGAUAUUAUCUCCUUAGGACGGAGAAAAUCAGAGGACCUUCAGACUACCUAUGGUGCUAGGUAAAGAACCUUUUGCGCCCUUGCUCCGAGAAUGUUCAUUCCUUAUUUCUGAGGAGCCUGAUUUCUGAACCCCUUUCCCUGUUUGGAGAUGAAGUCUUAACGACUUUUAAAGUAAAGGCUUAUGAGUCCGGGCAGUUCCUACUUCUCUCACCUUCAGGUAUAAUAUUAUCAAACAAAUAUGCUCCAAGCAACCUUCUGGAGAUGCAAAUCGGUUUUUGCAGCACACUAUCUCAAGGACAUAGAGACUGCGUAUGAAAGUUGCGAUGCUUUGGGACCUUUAUCCAACUGGCAUGGUGCUGGAAGAGGAAGCAUAGGGAGCCUUAUGUCCCUCUACUAUUCCUCGCCUUGUAAUAGGUGUUGAGUUUUUAUGGGAAGCCUGGGGUGGCAUGGUACCUGGAGUACCCACCAGUUCUUAGUGGUUGGGUGGCGGUGUUUUUUAGUGUUGGUAAGAGCGUUAUGAUUUUUUAUCUGGUCUCUGCACAGGGCAAGGGUACCUUAUUUUUACUUUGAUAGUCAUGGGUGCACCUCCCUCGCUGCAAAGUUCCCAAUUAUAUAGGGGCAACUUUGGGCCAUACAGCCACACCCAAUGCAGAUCAAGAGGAGAAAUUGACCAGAGACAGUAUUUUUCUGUUGUUGCUCCCUUGCCAGGUACAGAAACAACAAGCAUUGUGCUAAAUGUUUGCAACUGUUAUCGUUCAGAGUCAUCUAAUUUAAUGUUUUGGAGUAGAGUAUGUCCAUAGAUCCCACCUCCCCUCAAUGUAGAAUCAGCUAUGUAAUUACUUGGUAAAUUUCUUAGAGAAAAAUGACAUUUUUAUGAUAAAAUAAAGUUUUGUAUAUACUCACCAAGUAAUUACAUGAUAAGAGCCCUCUCUCCUCCCCUAGCUUAGACAUAAAGAGCUCAAAUGAAUUGAAGCUCUGCCUAGUUGUUCCUCUUGGUACCUGGAAAGUUGUGGGCUAGUUACCUGCACUUUAACAGUUAAUUAGCACUACCAUGAAAUUUGAAUUUUUAGACUGCCGUAGAUAAAAACUUUUAGCAAUGUAAUUACUUGGUAAGUAUAUACAAAAGUUUAUUUUAUUAUAAAAAUGUCAGUUUUUCUUAAAUAGUCAACAUAUUCUUUAUAUAGUGCUGGAUUGAGAACGAAUGGUAAUUUUCAUUCCCUUACUUGCUCUGUUUUAGUUUGAUUUCAAAUUGUUUACAGAAGUUAUGAAAAUAUUACAAACUUUUACAUGAGAUUCUGUUUACAGAAGUUAU